UUUAUCCCCCCCCCCCCCCCUCUUUCGAUUAGACACCUGCGUUCUGGCCAGUAUUUAGCGUCGACGUGGACAAGCUUCCCUGACUCCCAGCCAAUUUUCCCACACCGAUCUCAUCGCUUUCUUGGCUGUUUGCUUGCUUACCGUUCCCAUAUCCAUAUACAUACACAUUACAGUAGUGCAGCAGUCUGGCAACCUCAAACCUCAAAAGUCCCUCGUCUUAGCAAUCGCUUUCCAUCGCUUGUCCGUCCCAUCUCGUUCUGAGCUUCGUCCAUCGGGACAUCACUUGCCGCGUCCCUUUCUUUCAAAGCUUCGCUAGCUCGGUCUCUCGCCCACCAUGCGUCUGACCCUUGCUAGCCUCACCACCGUCUUGGUGGUCGCGCUUCAGUUCGCCGAUGCUAAGCCCCACCCCAAGCAGAACGUGGCCGGAACUCCCAUUCCUGAACAGUACAUUGUUGUUUUCAAGAAGGAUGUGGAGCAAAGCACCUUCCAGAACCACGUGAGCUGGUUGCAAACUUCUUUUGCCCCGAGCCCCUUGUUGACCGUUCAAGCUCUUGCUGGCGGAGUUUCUAUCGAUAUCGAGAAGCCAGUCAGCGCCUACGGCAUCAAGCAUGCUUACGACUUUUCUGACUUCAAGGGAUAUGCUGCAAAGUUGCCCAAGGACGUAGCUGAGGCGCUGAGGCAAGACCCCAGUGUGGAUUACAUCGAGGAGGACAAGAUCGUUUCGAUCACCGGAAAGCAGGGCAACCCGGGAUCCUGGGGCCUGCAGCGAAUCCACACCCGAAAGUUGCCCCUUUCGAGCAACUACGAAUACCCCGACUCGGCUGGAGAGGGUGUUAACGCAUACAUCAUCGACACCGGAAUCUUCGUUGACCACCCCGAAUUCGAGGGCCGUGCGAAGAUUGGCAAAAGUUUUACCACCGACGGUGAUGCUGACGGAAACGGCCACGGCACCCACGUCGCCGGGACCAUCGGCUCCAAGACUUUCGGUGUUGCCAAGAAGGUUAGCCUCAUUGCCGUGAAGGUGUUGGACGCCCGAGGCUCCGGCACCACUUCGGACGUCAUUGCCGGAAUCGAGUAUGUGACCAAGGAAGCGCCCAAGCGUGGAAGAAAGUCCGUCGCCAACAUGUCUCUCGGUGGUGGUGCCUCCACUGCUUUGGACCGCGCUGUUCAAGGAGCCAUCAAGGCGGGUGUGAACUUUGCCAUUGCUGCCGGUAACUCUGGUCGGGAUGCCUGCCUCUUGUCUCCCGCCCGUGUCCCCGAAGCUAUUACCGUUGCCGCCUCCGACAAGACCGACCACAUCGCCUCAUUCUCCGAACGCGGAACCUGUGUGGACAUCAUCGCCCCCGGUGUUGAUAUCACAUCCACCUGGAACAACGGCCGUACCAACACCAUUAGCGGUACUUCUAUGGCUACUCCUCAUGUCGCUGGUGUCGUUGCCCUUGCCCUCGCAGAGGGUAACUUCACUACCCCCGCCGAAGUCCAGACCUACUUGAAGGUCAUUGCGACCAAGGACCUCAUCCAAGGCACGCUGCAACGCACUCCCAACGCUUUCCUGUACAACAACGUCAAGGAUGGCAAGAUCCCCGACAAGGAGCCCGCUGAACCCGCUCCAUUGCCCCCAAGCGACCCCAACGAACCCGCACCCGGUGACGGCGUCUGCCCCUUCCCUCAGUGCUUGUUCGACCCUGCUUGCACGGAAUGCUGCAUUGACUGCCUCUGGCAGUGGAAGGGCAAGAGCCACCGCGCUUAAGCCAUGCAUAACUUAGUCUUUUCACUUUGGAUAUCCUUCGAUAUCAUGUCUUGAAUUUUGUUCGUGUGGAUUGAGCGUGUUUGUCUUUCUAUAGUGCUGUUGCUGUCAAGCCAGGGAGACUUGUGUCUUUUAAGAAUUCGAUUUUGAUUAUACCUCGUAUGUUGUGUUGGAUACGAAGACUUCUUCGAGCUUCCCUUUGCAAAUAGCUUAACUUGCGCUGGUUAUGGACAUGCACAUGCACACAUGGACACUCAGACCUGA
Messenger RNA from Fimicolochytrium jonesii, 2011 nucleotides. Its product is annotated as peptidase S8/S53 domain-containing protein. Bases 335 to 1750 code for a protein of 471 amino acids. Gene Ontology annotation, molecular function: serine-type endopeptidase activity. The record is from RefSeq and is a predicted model, not a curated record. NCBI's taxonomy places the organism in Eukaryota, Fungi, Chytridiomycota, Chytridiomycetes, Spizellomycetales, Powellomycetaceae. The transcript has 5 exons. Gene Ontology annotation, biological process: proteolysis.